Molecule: messenger RNA, 1919 nt
Organism: Orbicella faveolata
Lineage: Eukaryota; Metazoa; Cnidaria; Anthozoa; Scleractinia; Merulinidae
Product: alpha-1,6-mannosylglycoprotein 6-beta-N-acetylglucosaminyltransferase A-like
Biological process (GO): protein N-linked glycosylation
Cellular component (GO): Golgi apparatus
Molecular function (GO): alpha-1,6-mannosylglycoprotein 6-beta-N-acetylglucosaminyltransferase activity
Source: RefSeq, a predicted model, not a curated record
AUAGUUGACAGCUGCUUUCUGAUUAAACCGUACUUAUAUACUAAAAUGCCACAAUACCCUCUUUGAAAUCGCAUCGGAGAAAUAUCAUGCAGUAAUUUCUUUUUCUCUCCCAACGCAUCGUUCUACUAAUCAAAUAUAAACUAGCAAAACUCGCGCAUGACAACCACAAGCAUAGUUGGAGAUCAAAUUUGUUUUCCACGCUGGGCUAUUAUUUGGGACGUUAAGAUUGGUUUCUUAGCAACGUUCAACAUCCCCAAAAAAAUGUCCCUUUCUUGGUUAUGGAAAUUUGCUUCCUGUCAGUAAACAGAGUUUCGUAGCGUGAAGGAAAAAUAAUCUACACUAUUUAAUGCUUAUAGCUACAAUAGUCUGUUGUGGAAAGAACUAACUGACAACACCACAAUGUCUUUGAGCAGCUUUCGCGGUAUCGUCUCAAUACUUCUCAUAUUGGCUGGACUCUGGGUUUUAUUUCUGAUAGCAGCGCAUCUCAUUUUAGAUCUUGAGCAAGGCAAGAGAUAUAUUGAAAGUCUGAGUUUGACACAGUUUGGUAACGCAAGAAAAGAAGCCAUCGAUGAUAAACUGUAUUUUGAAAAAACCGAAGAUACGCUGGAGCAGGUGGACUGUGAAAUACCACAGGAUAAGUCAUACCCAGACUGCAAGAACCGUGUACAGCUGCUACGAAAAAACUGGCAAACAAAUUCGUGCUACAAAGAAUAUGACGUUGAUGGAACAAUUUGUUCGCUGGUGAUAUAUUUAAGUGAGGUGGAAUCAUGGUGUCCACUAUUUCCCUGGAGAAAGUAUAUGAAAAAGAAAGAACGAAGACGUGAGAAGGCAGUAAUGGAAGAGAACCCGAAUCACUUACUUUCCAUGUUGAUUUCCUUACCUGGAUCUCAGCCAAUUAGAUCACGGAUAUCAGAAAUGUGGCCUUAUUGGAAAGAUGGCCUCCGUUUUAUGCAAAAGAAUAAAGGAAAUAUUGACACUCGGAACAAAAAGAAGAUUUUAGUUUUCAUCGGUGGGCUAAUGGGCGCUACUUCAAACAUGUCUCAUCUCACAGACGACCUGCUACAGUGGAGUGACUUACUAGCCUCGCUAUGGGUCCUGGGUCAUGACGUCACUAUCAAGGCAGACAGAGUCGAACUACUAAGUUUGAUGACGGAAGGAAGUCAGUUUACGCACCGUGGCUGUGACAAGGGAGACUCAGGCUUUGAUUUGAUAUACAUCGAUAUACAAGGUCUGCAACAACUGGUCAUGUUAGCCCCUGACCCAGGAGCACGCUCACUUAUAUGGGCUAAGUACAGUUGCCGUCUUCGCGUUGUGACUCCGUUUGGAAUGGACGCCCAGUUUAAUUAUAGGGAUUACAAAGGACCAGUCAUGGGAACGCGCUCUCAACAAGGAAACUGGAACCUAAACCUCAAGCAGUUCUUGUCCAAAUAUCCGUUGUCAGUUGACAACUCGUUCCUUGGUUUCGCGUUGAAAAGUUCACAGAACGAAACAACACUACAAAAAAUUUCAAUGGCCUAUGUACAUGGAAAGCCAUCGGAAUUUAAAGUUCACAAAAAUUUUAUAAAAGCAAUUUACAAACAAAUGAGGAUACACACUGCUUUGGUAGGUAAUUGAUACAUCUGACAAGUCAGAUCCAUUUAUUUUAUAAUUUUUCUCCUCAAGAAAAAGAAACUAUUACGUGCAAUUGUCUAGAACACGAUAACGAUCCCUUCAGAGUACCCCUUCCUGAUUAGACGUGACAGCUGGUAACAUAACACUUUGUUAUAUUGACAACUUUAUCAAGGCAAUUUUCAAGUAUGUAUGUUAGUGUGAAGGAUUUUUCUUCGUCCGGCUAGAAACCAAAAUCUGAAAAAUAUUAAUCAAGAAUGUGUAAUGUUGGCUAAGAUUGUAAAUCUUGCCACGUUUCACACCUGUUAUAA